Sceloporus undulatus (fence lizard) is the source of this 1418-nucleotide messenger RNA. Its product is annotated as gap junction gamma-1 protein-like. The record is from RefSeq and is a predicted model, not a curated record. NCBI's taxonomy places the organism in Eukaryota, Metazoa, Chordata, Lepidosauria, Squamata, Phrynosomatidae. Gene Ontology annotation, biological process: cell communication. The transcript is spliced from 3 exons. Gene Ontology annotation, cellular component: connexin complex. Bases 139 to 1290 code for a protein of 383 amino acids.
UAAAGGGACUUUAAAAAUGUCCCUGGGGUCCCAUAGUGGCCAGAAGGAGGAGGGCCCUGCCUGCAUGAAUUUCCCUCCAACAACACUUGAGCUGAGAACAGGAAUAUCAUCCUGACAAAAUGCUGCUGCUGAGCCAAGAUGAGUUGGAGUUUCCUGACGCGCCUCCUUGAGGAGAUCAACCAGCACUCAACUUUUGUGGGAAAGGUGUGGCUGUCUGUGCUGAUUGUCUUUCGCAUUGUGUUGACUGCCGUGGGUGGCGAGUCCAUCUACUAUGAUGAACAGAGCAAGUUUGUCUGCAACACACAGCAGCCUGGCUGUGAGAAUGUCUGCUAUGAUGCCUUUGCGCCCCUCUCGCAUGUCCGUUUUUGGAUCUUCCAGAUCAUCAUGAUAGCCACCCCUUCUGUGAUGUAUCUGGGCUUUGCGCUACACCGGCUCUCUCGCCAGCCCCCUCGGAAAAGCCGGGCCCCUGUGGUACGGCGUGGGGCUGUCCGUGACUAUGAAGAGGCUGAGGACAAUGGUGAGGAGGACCCUAUGAUCUAUGAGGAGGUGGAGCCAGAGAGAGAGGUGAAAGAGCCACAGAAUCAGAAACAUGAUGGCCGCCGGCGCAUCAAGAAGGAUGGGCUGAUGACAGCAUAUGUUUUGCAGCUGCUAUGCCGUUUGGUGUUUGAAGUGGGCUUCCUCCUGGGGCAGUACCUCCUGUACCGCUUCGAAGUCAACCCUUCAUAUGUGUGCUCCCGUAGCCCUUGCCCUCACACUGUCGACUGCUUUGUCUCCCGCCCCACUGAGAAAACCAUUUUUCUCUACAUCAUGUAUGCUGUGAGUGGGCUUUGCUUGCUGCUUAAUAUCUGUGAGCUAUUGCACCUGGGCUUUGGAGGAAUCCGGGAUGCCCUUCGUGGCCUUGACAAGGAUGGUGGUGUCCCUCCCAAGCCCCAGUAUGCUCGGAAGGACCCCUCUGCACCCCCUAACUAUAAUUCCCUCAAGAAGGAUCCUUCCAAGAGCCACCUCACUAAGGACAAAAUGGCUUAUGGUGGAGGGAAUUUAGCCGGCAUUGGUUCUGAUCGGUAUGCUGUUGCAUCAGGCCUCCCAAGCCAUGAGCUGGAGCGACUCCGCAAGCAUCUCAGGAUGGCACAGGAGCACCUGGAAAUGGCUUUCCACCUUCAGCCAGAGGACACAACCAGCCCUUCACGUAGUAGCAGUCCUGAAUCUAAUGGGCUGGCGGCAGAGCAGAAUCGCCUCAAUCUGGCACAUGAGAAAGAGGGUGCAGCCUGUGAGCGAACUACUGGUCUUUGAAGAUCUUGCUGGGCCUCACUAGGCAGCUGCAUAAAUGACAACAGGAAACGUCUGUGGAGAAUUGGCGUCUGUGGAGAAUUGGCAGCGUGUGAAUGUGUGCUCCUAGCCUGAAGAUUGGAAAUGCCCUG